CGUCACGUCCGGGGCGGUGCCGCCGCGUCCCCUCGACCUCGGCGGGCGGCGGUGCGAUGGCGGCGGCGGUGCGGCGCCUCCCGCUGCGGAGCCUCCCGCUGCGGCCCUACGGCCAGCUGCUGCUGCCGCGGGCCCGGACCCGGACCCAGCCCGCCCCGGCCGGGCUGUCGUCGCAGGCCGGGCUGUCGCGGGGCCGGCGGGCGGUGCUGGCGGCGCUGGGGCUGCUGGCGGCGGGCGGGGGGGGGCUGGCGCUGGCCCUGCGCUCCCCCCUGGGCGCCGGGGAGCUGGAGAUGCACCCGCCCGCCUUCCCCUGGAGCCACGGGGGGGCCCUGGCCGCGCUCGACCACGCCAGCCUGCGCCGCGGCUUCCAGGUGUACAAGCAGGUGUGCUCGGCGUGCCACAGCAUGGAGUACCUGGCCUUCCGCAACCUGGUGGGCGUCACGCACACCGAGGCCGAGGCCAAGGCGCUGGCCGAGGAGGUGGAGGUGCAGGACGGGCCGGACGAGAACGGGGAGAUGUUCCUGCGCCCCGGGAAGCUGUCGGACGCCUUCCCCAAGCCGUACCCCAACCCCGAGGCCGCGCGCGCCGCCAACAACGGGGCGCUGCCCCCCGACCUCAGCUACAUCGUCAACGCCCGGCACGGCGGUGAGGAUUACGUCUUCUCGCUGCUGACCGGCUACUGCGACCCCCCCGCGGGCGUGACGGUGCGGGAGGGGCUGCACUACAACCCCUACUUCCCCGGGCAGGCCAUCGGCAUGGCCCCCCCCAUCUACAACGAGAUCCUGGAGUACGACGACGGGACACCGGCCACCCUGUCCCAGCUGGCCAAGGACGUCUGCACGUUCCUGCGCUGGGCGGCCGAGCCGGAGCACGACCAGCGCAAGCGCAUGGGGCUGAAGAUGCUGAUGCUCUCGGGGCUGCUCAUCUCCCUGCUGUUCUACAUGAAGCGGCACAAGUGGUCGGUGAUGAAGAGCAGGAAAAUGGUUUACAAGCCCCCCAAGUAACGGGGGGGGGGCCCCCCAGCUGCACCGCACACACCUCCCGGCUGCGGGGGGGUGCCAUCGCGUGCCCCCGCCGCUCCGCAGCCAACGUCCCCCCGCUCGCCCCCCCGAGGGGGCCGGUGCUCGGUGGGGCGGGGGGGGCACGGAAAUAAAGUCUCGGUUGUUCCAGG
Columba livia (rock pigeon) is the source of this 1171-nucleotide messenger RNA. Its product is annotated as cytochrome c1, heme protein, mitochondrial. The coding region runs from base 57 to 1004 and encodes 315 amino acids. The record is from RefSeq and is a predicted model, not a curated record. Gene Ontology annotation, biological process: mitochondrial electron transport, ubiquinol to cytochrome c. Lineage: Eukaryota; Metazoa; Chordata; Aves; Columbiformes; Columbidae. The transcript is spliced from 7 exons. Gene Ontology annotation, molecular function: electron transfer activity; heme binding.